Seminavis robusta is the source of this 1554-nucleotide messenger RNA. The record is from the annotation of a GenBank genome assembly. NCBI's taxonomy places the organism in Eukaryota, Bacillariophyta, Bacillariophyceae, Naviculales, Naviculaceae.
AUGUUCUCACCACUAGUAUGGGAUGAUGUCCCAAUGACAGCCCUCGCUACAACCCUGCUCUGCAUUCUACCUGUAUCUAUGUGGCUCUUUGCCAAGUUCGAUGUCUGGAAGCGAAACCAAUUCCGACAUCCUCAAGCUCCUCCCUUUGCUGCCUACUCCAUUCCCUUCUUGGGAAAUGCAAUGGAAUUUGGGACAGAUAUGACAGGCUUCAUUGAACGCCAUCAUCAUAUGGGUCCUUUGUUCUCAGCCCUGAUAAAUGGCAAGAUCAUGCACAUUGUGACUGAUCCAGCCAUUAUCCCUCUGAUCUAUCGGACACGACAAUUCACCUUUCGACCAACCUUGGCCGAGUUUGUGGGGAUUGGAUUUGGGACCUCAAACGACGCUUUGGAAAAGGUCUUUAUUGGCGAGAAAAAUCAAUUUCAAGAGUUCAAGACUUUGCUUGUCAAGCAACUAACAACUUCAGUAGAGCUGGAUCAGAUCACGAAUGAUGCUCAAAUUAUACUGAGAGAUAAGAUCCAACAAUAUCUUCUACCUAGUAGUGGCCAAGCCAAGACUGUUGAUUUGAUGGCGUUUGUCUCAGACUUGAUUUUUCGUGCUUCGGUGGCAGCUGUCAUCUCCAACUCUGCAGAGCUAGGCGAAGUGGACUGUCUGAAGAACCUGGAAAUAUUUGACAGUAUGUGCCCUCUUGUCUUUGCGGGCAUUCCGAUGAAGUAUAUACCGCCAGGAUGCAAAGCCAGAGAGGCGCUGUUCGAGAAGCUGCGUGCCUCCACAACAAUACACAAAUCUCGUCUGCUAACCGCUCAGGAGCAGUUCAUGAAAUCCCUCAAUGGUAGCCAGGAAGACGUUCAGAGGGUCCAGCUUUUCUUGCUUUGGGCAUCGGUAGCCAACUCCAUGCCAGCCGUCUUCUGGACUCUCUACUACUUGCUGUCGCAUGACGGUGCGUGGGACGCCAUUCGAGGAGAGGUGAAGGCGAUACAAGCCAAGAAACAGGAUCCCCAGGGUCCUUUCACCAGUGCCGAUCUGAAUGACAUGGUCAAAAUGCAAUCUGCCUUUACAGAGAGUCUUCGACUCGCUUCCUCCCUCCGAGUGCUGCGAGAUGUCACGGAAGACUUUGAGUUUGACAUCAAACUGGAGAGUGCUGCCACCACUAAAUCAAGGUUUCCCUCCAAGUAUUUCUUGCGCAAAGGAUCCAUCGUGGUGGGCUUCACACCACAGCUUCACAUGGAUUCCGAGAUCUUUGAAGCACCCACAGAGUUUCGGUGGGACCGCUUUUUGACUUCUUCAACAGGGGAACCUGCCAAGUUCUACAGGGCUGGAAAGCUAGUCAACGAUCCCAUGAGAGCCUUUGGAGGUGGAGCACAUCUUUGUCCAGGGCGCAAGUUCAUUGCCAACGAAGUCAAGGCGCUGAUUGCAACCUUGGCGACCAGCUGCGAGAUAGAGCUGGUGAAUCCAGACAAAAAGGCAGAAUUCGACAUGUGGCGACAAGGAGCAGGCAUCCCGCAGCCCAAGGAGCCUGUGCUAAUUCGACUACUAAGGUCGUCCGAUGCGGGCUAG